UCACAUUGUCCAACAAUUUUUGACCCUCGGUUUUUUUGGACAUAUUUUUUUUCUUCGGUUUUCAUUAUUCGAUUUUCUCACUCAUUACCCUUAUUUUUGUUUUUAUUUUCUACUAUUUUAUUUUUGGAACUCCCGACCCGAGGAGCUUGAAUGUUAUUACACAGGACUCUUUGAUGCGGCUCGUUGAACGAGCACGUAACUGCCUUGCCACUUCCAAAUAAACGGGAAACACAAUCAAGUAUCCGCAACAACCACGGCCAUGACGGGGAGUGGGAGGCCAUCGUACUGGCGAUUAUUUGUGUUUACAAGUUUGAUAUUCUUAAUUGGUAGGUCCUCCGCGUCUCUAGGGGACAGGCUCCCGGAUUUCAAGGAGUGCGUGACGGUAAGCCUUCUCCGACCCAUAUGCAAAACCGAAAAUUGCGAAAAUGGAAAGACAUACAUACCAUUUUACCUCCGCCUCCUCCUCUGGGACUGCCCAGCAGAAUGCGACUACACAUGCCAACACAUCAUCACGGACCGACGGGUUAACCGGGACCCGCCAAUGCUCGAACCCGUCGUCCAAUUCCACGGAAAAUGGCCCUUCUACCGAAUACUUGGCAUGCAAGAACCGUUUUCCGUCCUCUUCUCCUUCAUGAAUUUCCUCGCUCAUCGCCAUGGUAUGUCGCGCGUUCGAGAGUCGAUACCACAUUCGUAUCCGAUGCGCAGGUUUUAUCUUGCCUUUGGAUAUUUCGGCUUGGCUAGUUGGAUUUUCAGCAUGGUGUUCCAUACGCGGGAUCUGCCCUUAACUGAAAAGCUCGAUUACUACGGUGCAGGCGCAAGUGUGCUAUAUGGGUUAUAUCUGUCCGUCGUUCGAAUAUUCCGCCUCGACCAGACAAGGCCCCGCCAGAAGCCGAAGCUCCUCCGAUACUGGACGUUCACCUGUACAGGACUGUUCAUUGCGCAUGUCUCCUACUUGAGCUUUUGGUCCUGGGACUAUACGUAUAACAUGGCGGCCAAUGUGGCUGUUGGAAUCGUGCAGAAUUCGUUGUGGACAUGGUUUAGUAUCUCGCGAUACCGGAAGUACAUGAAAUCGUGGACGGCAUGGCCUGGAAUGAUAGUUGCGUGGAUUAUCGUAGCUAUGAGUCUGGAGCUGUUGGACUUUCCGCCUUGGCAUGGACUGGUUGAUGCCCAUAGCCUAUGGCAUUUAGGGACUGUGGUACCUACUGCUUGGUGGUAUUCGUUUAUUGUUAGGGAUGCUCUGGAUGACAUAGCCGGAGAGCGGCUGAAGGCUUGA
Histoplasma capsulatum G186AR is the source of this 1273-nucleotide messenger RNA. Its product is annotated as PER1 precursor. Gene Ontology annotation, biological process: GPI anchor biosynthetic process. The transcript has 4 exons. Gene Ontology annotation, molecular function: hydrolase activity, acting on ester bonds. The record is from RefSeq and is a predicted model, not a curated record. Lineage: Eukaryota; Fungi; Ascomycota; Eurotiomycetes; Onygenales; Ajellomycetaceae. Gene Ontology annotation, cellular component: endoplasmic reticulum membrane. The coding region runs from base 260 to 1273 and encodes 337 amino acids.